AUGUUGAGAAGUUUGCUGAAAGUACAAGUAAGAGGGUUCUCGUGUGGCCGUGUUGUAUCAGCUGCCAAGAAUACCAAUAUUACUCCCGCAAUAAAUGAAGGCCAUACAGACUUAGCAAAGGAGUUGGUUAGUGGGGCUCCCAAAGAACUUAUUACCGAGAGAGUGGCCAGGAUUUACCAAGAAGCCAAAGCUGCCACCCAGAGUGGUCAGCACAAUACUGAAACGUGGAAAAUAGACUGGGAUAUCCUGAAUAAAGGAAACAGAUGGGAAAAUGACUUAAUGGGUUACCAGUCCUCCUCUGACUACAUGCAAGGAACUAUCUUGAAGUUUGAUACUAGAGAAGGAGCUAUCCGUUUCGCUAAAGGACAAGGCUGGGACUACUAUAUUCAAGAACCCAAAGUUAGACGGUUUGUAAAGAAGGAUUACUCUGCCAACUUUUACCACUCUAAAGGGCCAUUGAAGCAUAUCCGAACUAAGUAG
Molecule: messenger RNA, 480 nt
Organism: Komagataella phaffii GS115
Lineage: Eukaryota; Fungi; Ascomycota; Pichiomycetes; Pichiales; Pichiaceae
Exons: 1
Coding region: 1-480 (159 amino acids)
Biological process (GO): electron transport chain
Source: RefSeq, a predicted model, not a curated record